AUGUCUAAAGCGGAUGUGAAUGUGCCUACCGAUGUGAAGCAGAAGGAGAAGGAUAUCAACCAGAAGCUCCAGCUAUUUGGAAUCUAUCAUGCCUUCAAGAACAACAAACUUCCUUCGAACAAGCAAUGCGAUGUUGCCUUGAACAGUGCCUUGACCUCCAAGGCCCUCUCCUCGCCGUCCAAUGAGCUCUCCAGCGAGGGUAAGGUCCUGAUCAAGGACCUGCGCAACGUCAUCGAACAGGCUAAACUGCUGCUGCUCUCCAAGAAUGAGGGUGAGCUGCUGCAAGAAUUCAUCUGGCAGGCCCAGCAUAUCACCGCAGGUGAUGUGAAGGCCCCUAACGUACCUGUCUCCAGGGAGACCGGCCAGCAGGAUGCCAACAAGGCUUUGGAGGGUCUCAAGACCCUUGGCACACUUCUGAUCACCAACGGAGAGUUCCGCAAGAUCCUGAGUGAUGCCGUCGUUUUGAUCCGCGACAUGGCUGCCGACGCUUCCCAAAAGGCCGCCAACGUGGUCCGCCCCCCUGAGGAGCAGCUGGCGCAGAUUGAUGAACCCGCAGAGGAGAACACCUGGCACGAGAAGCCUAACGUCUCCAAGGCAGACAUCAAGCAGCGCCUCAAGAAGAACAAGGGCGAUAAGGACAGUGUUGCCUCGCCCCCUCUCGCCGAGACUGCUGAUUAUGGCACGGAGGAUGGUACUUCUAUCACUCCUUCGGAGGAGAUCCGCCGCAAGAGGUAUGCCCAGCAGGCUCGGGAGUACCUGUCGGAGAAGGUUCCGAAGGAGCGCCGUGAGCAGGCUAUCUGGCGCCUGAAGAAGAUGAUCAUUGAGAUCCAGGGCCACGCUGAUUACCAGCAAGCCGUUGAAACAUUGCUGAGCAUGGCCGAGAAGUAUGGUGGUCACACUACGAGUGCCACCACUCAGAGCGGCGCUGCUGUUCGCGACAUUCGGUCCACCGACCGCGUUCGGGUUGUUGAGCACAACCUGCGCACCCUCAUUGAGCGUUUCGCCAACAACACUUCCCUGGCUGACUUUUUCGAAUCUCUGAACAACAUCUACCGCGACGCUGACAAGGACCCCGAGCUACGUAGAUGGUUCUCGAAUGUCAACACCUACAUCCGCAAAUGUCUGCGCGAGCAAGGCUUCAUCAUGCAGGACGAGUCUACUCGCCAGUGGAAUGAGCUUUACGACAACGGCCGCUACCUCCUUCGUGAGCGCUACCGCACCCACACGGACCGCAUUGUGGACGAGACAAAGUUCCUCGCGGAUCAGUUCGACAAGGAUCCUCAGAACAAGGCUUUCGCAGACUCUAUUCAGAAGCUGUUCCGCGAUCUAGGUCGCGAUGCUGGCGGCAAGGUUGUCUUCAAGAAGCAUCUACUCAAGGAUAUUCGCGAUGUCAUCCUGCCUGACAUCAUCGAGAACGUCCGCUAUGUCCCCAUCCCUCGUAUUGAGGUGUCGGAUCCCACGGUCGACGUGGUUGUCGAGAACCUUACCGUUGAGAGUGACAACCUCAUGCCCAACGUCGUCGAGGUUGGCAGCGACAACUACUUCCGCUGGGGCCGCAAGAAGAUCAGCAACAAGCGUGACAACAAGAUCAUGAUCGCCGCGUCCGGCAUCCAGGCUGAUCUUCGCGAUGUCAGCUAUUACAUCAAGAAGAAGGAGGGCUUCCCCUCUAUCACCGAUAUUGGUGUCAUGGACAUCAUCCUGGCCGGUGAGGGCUUCGGUUUCAAGAUUGCCGCCUCUACCGCAAACAAAGGGGACAAGCAGCACUUUGUCAAGCUGGACAAGGUCACCGUGAACAUCAAGAACAUGGACAUCAAGCUCAAGAAGUCCAAACACAAGAUACUCUUCGCUACCUUCAAACCUUUGCUCUUCCGCGUUGUUCGCCCCGCCCUUGAGAAGGUCAUCGAGGCCCAGAUCCGCCAGGCAUUCAGCGACGGCGAUGCCUACGCCCAUGAAAUCCACCAGGAAUCCCUGCGUGCCCAAGAGGCUGCUCGCGAGGACCCGGAGAACGCUCCUAGCAUCUUCGCCCGCUACGCCGACGCCAUGCGCGCCCGCGCCCAGGCCAAGGCUAAGAAAGCAGAGGCUGUCGUCAGCCGCACCAAGGUCCAGACGGUCAUGACCAUGCAUGACUCUAUCUUCCCUGACAUCAAGCUGCCCGGCGGUAUCUCCAGCAAGGCCACCGAGUACGCCGAGCUGGCCGCCAAGGGCGAGAAGUGGGAGUCGCCCAUCUUCAGCAUUGGUGCCGCCGCAGAGUCAAAGAACAUCCCCAGCGCUGGCCAUGUCACCCGCAAGCCUCACCAUACCGCUGAGGACCAUGCCGGUCCGGCGGGCGCUGCUGGAGCCGCUGCUGCUGCGGGCGGUAUUGGUACUACUGGUGCUGCUGCAACUGGCAGCGCCACGGGUCUUGGAACCAACGGCACAACCAAGGUGGACAGCUACCCUUCGCGUGGCUUCUCCGAUGAACUCGAUGAGGCCUUUGUCAAUGACAAGACCAAUGGUUUGGGCACCGGAAUCAAGUCCACUACUAACCGUACCACCAACCGUACCACCAACCGUACCACCAACGUCACCAAUGGCUCGGCCGCGGUGGUUUAA
Penicillium daleae is the source of this 2592-nucleotide messenger RNA. RefSeq lists its product as uncharacterized. NCBI's taxonomy places the organism in Eukaryota, Fungi, Ascomycota, Eurotiomycetes, Eurotiales, Aspergillaceae. Bases 1 to 2592 code for a protein of 863 amino acids. The transcript has 7 exons. The record is from RefSeq and is a predicted model, not a curated record.